This is a messenger RNA of Conger conger (European conger), 4313 nucleotides long. It is a transcript of the gene mfsd6l, whose product is annotated as major facilitator superfamily domain containing 6-like. NCBI's taxonomy places the organism in Eukaryota, Metazoa, Chordata, Actinopteri, Anguilliformes, Congridae. Bases 217 to 1995 code for a protein of 592 amino acids. The record is from RefSeq and is a predicted model, not a curated record. The transcript is spliced from 2 exons. Gene Ontology annotation, cellular component: membrane.
CAGUCACCCAGUUGCGCGUCAGCAGCAGUACAAAUGUACUCGUUACUGCGGGUGUUCGGUCGAACUGAAAGUUACCAAAAAAAGUUACAAAAGUUUAAUUCAGAUUAAAUUAACCGCUUUUCCGAAAGGAAUUAAACAUUUCUAGAUGUUUGACCACGCAUGUGAGAAGCCUUGUUUGUGAGCGCAGGGCAGAGAAGAGAGGGUGAGCCAGCAGCCAUGAUGAGGAGCAACGGUCAGUGGGACGUGAAGGCGGCCUCGGCACACGCCGGGCUGUUCCACUUCCUGUACUCCUGCGGCCGGGCGUGCCUGCUUCCCUUCCUCACGCUGUACCUGCGCUACCUGGGCCUUACCGCCACCAUGACUGGCAUCGCUAUGGCGACCAGGUGCCUGGUCACGCUGGCCUGGGGCCCCGUUUCCUCCCUCCUGGCCAAGCGCUACAACAGGCGGCGGGGGGUGGUGAUGGGGUCUCUGCUGGGCUCUGCGGCCAUCGCGCUGCUCCUCCUGCUCCUCCCGCCCGCCGACCAGGAGGCGGCUGUCCGCCGCUGCAACGCCACCCAGCUCCGGGAGAGCCCCGGCCCCGGUGGCGUAGAGCCUGGUGGCCCGGGGCACUUCACGCCCACCGCAGCCCCUCCUACGGCCGUGAUGUCACUAUCACUCAGACCAGGUGGCAGCAGCACUAGUCACUUAUCUGUGACCAAAGCCCCUGGGAGUGCUUCUACCAGCCACCGAGUUUCCCAAGGACCUCAUAGACUCAUAUCUAGCUCUGGGGACCAACAAGUUGCUUCUUCAGACAGCAACAGCUCCCACUCUCCUGCUUUACCAGAGAGGGCGGUGAGAUCGGUGGUAAGGGGGUCCAAACAGGGCCUGGAGAAGGAGGCGGUGCAUUACGAGUUCCUCGGCAGCCUGAAGGUCAUGGACGCCCAGCACCAGCUGUUCUUCCUGGUCCUGAUGGGCGUGGCCCUGUGGGAGGGCGCGUCCGCCCCUCUGGAGCGGACGGUGGAUGACGGGCUCUUCGAGUACCUGGAUUUCGUGGACGCUGCGGACCGGCACGGCUCGGCCCAGCUGUGGGGGCUCGUGGGGGCGGCGGGCGGGGCAUGCGGGGCGGGGCUCCUGGUCGGCGGGCUGGGCUGCAUGAUCGGCACCCGCCUGCCCAGCAGCGCCGCCCACUUCUUCGCCUACGCCGCGCUGACGUUCCUGGCCGCACCCGCGGCGGCCUUCCUGCCCAUGUACCUGAGCCGGAAGCGGGGGCCCGCAGGGCGGGCCCUGAAGGCCCUGCGGCUGGUCCGCGGGGACCCCUCCGCCGCGCUCAGCGCUGCCACGGCCUUCCUGGCGGGGGCCGGGUCCGCGACCGUCAGCGACUUCCUCCUGUGGGAGAUGCAGGACCGCGGGAGCAGCGAGCUGCACAUGGGCCUGGCCCUGGGGGCCGCCCUGGUCUCGCAGGCCCUCUUCCUGCUCCUGCUGGCCCCGCGGGCGGCCCGCUUCCUCAGCCACGGGACGGCCAUGUCGCUGGGCGUGGCCUCCCUGGGCCUGCAGUGCCUGUACUACUCCUUCCUGUGGUCGCCCUGGUCCGCACUGCCCGCCCAGGCGCUGAGCUGCCUGAGCGCCGGCGCCCUCUGGUGGGCGGUGGAAGGGCAGUGCGCGGCCGUGGCCACGCCCGGGACGGAGCGCUGGGUCCACGGGCUGGUGCGCGAGACGGCCGCCGGCCUCGGGGCGGGGCUGGGGAGCCUGGCCGGCGGGUUCACGGUGGACCGGUUCGGCGUGGCGGUGCUGUUCCGCGGCGCGGCCGUCGUCCUGCUGCUGUGGGGACUGGUCCUCCCCGUGGUACUCUCCCGGCUGCCACGGCGACGGCGGAUCAACUACUCCCGCCUGCUGGCGGCCGACGCCAGCGAGCAGAGCGAGAGCGAAUCGGAGCCUGAGCAGGAGAGAGACUGGCUGGUCACGGCUAUGCAGGAGGAGAAGAGCACCAACAACAACAACAACAAGGGCCACUGGUAAAAAAUAAAAUAGAAGAGGAAGCUGAAGAUGAGGGGAAAGGGUACAGUAGCACUCCCUGGAAAAGAUGUUGGAAGUUUGAUUAUUUAUUUCACUUUAUUUCUGUGAAUGGCAGAUUGUGAGGUGUACAUGAUGCUGCGGCAGAGGGGUUCAAACACCUGUAUUGUCUUUAGGCUGCCCCCAUCCCAGCUGAUUCCACUGCCUGCAGUAGGGGUAUGGAACACCUCCAUUCCUAGAGUGCCAGUGUGCAGGCAUAUUUUUCUUUUGACCCAUUACCCAAACUUAAUUGGGUAAUUAGCAGGUCACACCACGGUUUGGGAUGGAUAGGGACACAGGAACAGUGUGAGACAGUCUUUUGUGAGCUUGUCAGUAAACUCUGCUGCAAUAUCAGACUGUGUAAAUGAUCCGACUGAGGAAAUGACUGAGAGUGGAAGGUGAGAGUGAAAUGAACAAUGCAAGUCCCUCCUUCCCCACUCCUGACCCACAUUAUCAUCAAGCCGACCCUGAAGAGGAACGAAAGAUAGUACGCUCAAGCAAUAAGGCUGGAACAACUCCAUUUUUAUUCUUGUGAAUUUGACUGUUUCCGGUUAUAUUUUUGGCCCGUGUGCACAAACAGUAUUCACCCUCCUUCUAGUAAACAGUCUGACUGGCGUAUGACAUGAUGUCUGAGGCAUGUUGAUGAACUGCUGUGUGCGUGGCCUGUCGUGGUUGUUUGCAUAUACUGUAAUGGAUGGAGAUGGAUUUGCAACAGUAGUGUAGUUUGAAUAUAUGACAUGACUGACCAGGUGGAGUCAGGGCUUGAGGUGACAGGAACCAAUCAGACUGCAUGACUUGUUUCCUGUUACUCGACAAACGAUGGGGGGGGGGGGGUCCGUAUCAUUUAAUGAACAGAAUGGCAAUGUCUUUCAGGCCUAAACUGCUUGUUCCAUUGACAUAUGGAACGGGUGUGUGAGAUUCCACUGGAUCCUGUUUCACCCUGUUUAUUUCCCCCCUCUGUACGCUACUGUUCAUCUCACCGUGCUGUUGGCAACAAACACUUAUGACACUCUGUGCAGUACAUUUAGCCAAACUUGAAAUUCCGGUUUGUUGCAAUGCUGUGGUGUUGAACAGAUUUGCCAGUAACCUGUCAGAGGGGUUUUCAAAGCCUCUGGCUUAGGCUUCUGAAGCUUUUGUGAUUGUAACAAAGACUGGAUACUGUACGACCUAGCCACCAUGUACAUGGAAUGAGGUACAGGGGCUGACAGUGAUGUGAAGACUUCAGUAGAGUAUAACUACUUUAGCAUUCGAGUUGAUUUUUUGAUUUGAUUUGAUUUGAUUGAUUUGACAUAUCAAAACAAAUGUAUAUAAAAUGUCAUACAUUGUUGCUUGAGAACGACUUCAUCAUUGUGAUGUACGUCUGUCAGUUGAAUAAUAAAAGAGAUCUGUUGGGUUCAUAUUGCCACCUUGUGAGAUAUGCCUAGGCACACAGCUUUUUACACUUCAGGCCAUGCAUCACAAGAUGAGUGUCACUUCCUCAAUUUCAUACAAAAUAAUGGGAUUUUUUCCCAGAACCUUGUUUUGACAUACAAGUCUUCUGGCAUAGUUGAAGGGCAUAAACCAAAAACAAAUUUGUCAUGUGGUAAUGUGUUGCCCAACUUGAUUUUUUAGAAAGCAAAGGUCGUUGCGUUUACAGCAGUCUAUCACUAAGAGUCUGUAUUGUAAACGUUGAGCUUUAUCAGUAGUGUAAUGUAGCCUGGCUUUGCUGUGAUAAGGCAUUGUUGCGUGGAAUAUGCACUGUAUACACUAUUUAUUCUUUCCCUGAAGAAGUGGUUUCACACAUCUUACCUGAAUGUGUUCUGUUUUCAUUGGUCUCUGUUCAUGGAAUAAUGCAAGGUUACAUAACGCUUGUGCUCUUGUGUACGAGUGUGCUCUGCCCUUUUCUAUGUGCAAUAAAUGCUGUUCCCUUCGAUAUCAGGCGCAAGUGAAGCAAAAGCUACAGUAAUUGUUCUAAGGAGCUGUUUGUUUUCAUGGAGGUUUAGAACUGCACAUUCAGUAGUUUUUCAGGUCAGCCUUGCUGAAUUUGUGACUGAAAAAUUUGGUGAAUGACUAUGAAUGUAUAGAAACAAUGGGCAUUUCAUAACUCAUUCCUGGCCUUUGAUGGCAUCACACAUAGCCAGGAAAUGAGUCCAUAUUUAUUUUCUGCAAUGUGACCUACGUGGAGGAGGCAUGCUCACUAACCUUUGAGACAAGUGGCCAGUCUGUUGGGCGCCUUCUGGGGUUUGAGUGACUAUUUACUGCAUGAUGUGGUUCUUAUUGUAGGUCAAUAAAGAACACCCUACCAA